AUGGACAUUGACUACACGACAAAGCCGAAUCUCACUGAACUAGAAGCAUCGGUGCUCAUAGAGUAUCAAAAUAUCAAUGACACAUUGAUUCAACUAAAUCAAAGGCUAAAAAGUCUCACAAAUAAAGAUGAGGUGGACGGGGGUGAAAGUAUCAGACUGGUUGAAACAUUGAGACAAAUGGAAACAAAGCUACUGCUCAUAUACACCUUCUUUAGAGGUGCUGUUUAUACACUAUAUGCUGAUGUGGGUGAAGGCAUGGAAGAGGAUGGUGACACCCAGGUGGAAAGUGAAGAAGAAGUGGGCGACGAUAAUGAUGCAGAGGAGUACGGCAAGGGUGCAAACGAACUACUGAGUAUUUCUGAUACUUGA
Lodderomyces parapsilosis is the source of this 369-nucleotide messenger RNA. RefSeq names its product Dad3p (gene DAD3). Gene Ontology annotation, biological process: attachment of spindle microtubules to kinetochore. Gene Ontology annotation, cellular component: mitotic spindle; DASH complex. Bases 1 to 369 code for a protein of 122 amino acids. The record is from RefSeq and is a predicted model, not a curated record. Lineage: Eukaryota; Fungi; Ascomycota; Pichiomycetes; Serinales; Debaryomycetaceae. The transcript has a single exon.